Dama dama (fallow deer) is the source of this 4720-nucleotide messenger RNA. It is a transcript of the gene ZNF184, whose product is annotated as zinc finger protein 184. Bases 436 to 2694 code for a protein of 752 amino acids. Lineage: Eukaryota; Metazoa; Chordata; Mammalia; Artiodactyla; Cervidae. The transcript has 6 exons. Gene Ontology annotation, molecular function: DNA-binding transcription factor activity, RNA polymerase II-specific; RNA polymerase II cis-regulatory region sequence-specific DNA binding. Gene Ontology annotation, biological process: regulation of transcription by RNA polymerase II. The record is from RefSeq and is a predicted model, not a curated record.
GACGUCACCUCUCUCACUCUAGGCUAGGAGCGGCCUCUGCGGGAGGGAGCUGGGGAGUCCUCGAAGAGGGCGCCCCUCGCCUUCUUCAGUGUGGGGGCUGUUCCGCCCCGAUCUCUGGGAGGGCUUUGUUCUUUUGUUCAGGCCUAGGAGGAAGGCCUAGAGCCGGGCCCCGCCCUGUUUGUCCACCUUUCAGCUUCUCUGCUCCGCAACAGGUGUGUCUUCUUGAGCCCGCGGGGGUGUGAGCCCGCAAGUGUGCACUGAGGUAACCGUUCGAGUAAAUGGGCGCCUCUAGACGGAUUCUAGGGGCAACCAACUUCAGCGUGUAUAAGGGCUCAGACUCCUGCUGGACAUCUGGGCUCCAGAAAGAGGACCCAGAUACGCUGCUUGGGAAACCCUGGUGUCCAGAUUCCAAGAGGAACGGGAUGAGCGCCUGAGAUGGAAGAUCUGUCUGCUCCAGAGUCUGCCCUUUUCCAAGGGGGACAUACUUUACUCCCAUCAGCUAGUUUUCAGGAAUCAGUGACCUUCAAGGAUGUGAUAGUGGACUUUACCCAGGAAGAAUGGAAACAGCUGGAUCCCGUACAGAGAGGUUUAUUCAGGGAUGUGACAUUGGAGAAUUAUACACAUCUGGUCUCUAUAGGACUCCAAGUUUCCAAACCUGAUGUGAUUUCCCAGUUAGAGCAAGGGACAGAGCCGUGGAUUGUGGAGCCCAGCAUCCCAGCAGGGACCCCUGGAGACUGGGUGACAAGACCAGAAAAUAGCAUAACAGCCUCAGAGCUGGACAUUUCUGGAGAAGAGCCAUCUCCAGGGGCAGUUGCAGAAAAACACAAAAGGGAUGAUCCUUGGAGCACCAACUUCUUAGAAACUUGUGAAUCCAAAGGCAGUCCAGAGAGGCAGCAGGCAAAUGAACAGACACUGCCAAGGGAAAUAAAAAUAACUGAAAAGACCAUACCAACUUUGGAGCGAGCACAUGUAAAUAAUGACUUUGAAAAAAGGAUCACUGUGAGUUUAGACCUUUUAACACACAAAAAAAUAUCUCCAAAACAGACCUCUACUAAACCAAGUGUCAAACAGAAUUUAAACGCAGUUAAAAAAGAGAAGUCUUGUAAGUGCAAUGAAUGUGGGAAAGCUUUUACUUAUUGUUCAGCUCUUAUUCGCCAUCAGAGAACGCAUACUGGAGAAAAACCGUACAAAUGUAAUGAAUGUGAAAAAGCCUUCAGCCGGAGCGAAAACCUUAUAAACCAUCAAAGAAUUCAUACUGGAGAUAAACCAUACAAAUGUGAUCAGUGUGGGAAGGGCUUCAUUGAGGGUCCAUCUCUUACUCAACAUCAAAGAAUUCACACUGGAGAAAAACCCUAUAAGUGUGAUGAAUGUGGGAAAGCUUUUAGUCAGAGAACCCACCUUGUUCAGCAUCAGAGAAUACACACUGGUGAGAAACCAUAUACUUGUAAUGAGUGUGGAAAAGCCUUUAGCCAGAGAGGCCACUUCAUGGAACAUCAGAAAAUCCAUACAGGAGAAAAACCUUUUAAAUGUGACGAAUGUGAUAAAACAUUUACCAGGAGCACACACCUUACUCAACAUCAAAAAAUCCAUACUGGAGAGAAAACCUAUAAAUGUAAUGAAUGUGGGAAGGCAUUCAAUGGACCCUCAACGUUUAUUCGCCAUCAUAUGAUUCAUACUGGGGAAAAACCAUAUGAGUGCAAUGAAUGUGGUAAAGCCUUCAGUCAGCACUCAAACCUCACUCAGCAUCAGAAAACACAUACUGGGGAGAAACCUUAUGAUUGUGCUGAAUGUGGGAAAUCCUUUAGUUACUGGUCAUCCCUUGCUCAACAUCUCAAAAUUCAUACUGGAGAAAAACCUUACAAAUGCAAUGAAUGUGGAAAGGCCUUCAGUUACUGCUCAUCCCUUACUCAACAUCGGAGAAUUCACACCAGAGAAAAGCCUUUUGAAUGCGGUGAAUGUGGAAAGGCUUUCAGUUAUCUCUCAAACCUUAAUCAACAUCAGAAAACUCAUACCCAAGAGAAAGCUUAUGAAUGUAAGGAAUGUGGGAAGGCCUUUAUUCGAAGUUCAUCUCUUGCUAAACAUGAAAGGAUUCAUACUGGUGAGAAACCCUAUCAGUGUCAUGAAUGUGGGAAAACCUUCAGUUAUGGCUCAUCCCUUAUUCAGCAUAGGAAAAUACAUACUGGAGAAAGACCUUACAAGUGUAAUGAAUGUGGGCGAGCCUUCAACCAGAACAUACACCUUACACAGCAUAAGAGAAUUCACACAGGAGCAAAGCCUUAUGAGUGUGCUGAAUGUGGCAAAGCCUUUCGACAUUGUUCAUCUCUUGCUCAACAUCAAAAAACACACACAGAAGAAAAACCCUACCAUUGUAAUAAGUGUGAAAAGGCCUUUAGCCAGAGCUCCCAUCUGGCUCAGCAUCAGCGAAUUCACACUGGAGAGAAGCCCUAUAAGUGCAAUGAAUGUGACAAAACCUUUAGCCGGAGCACUCAUCUGACUGAACAUCAGAAUACUCAUACUGGAGAGAAACCUUACAAUUGUAAUGAAUGCAGGAAGACUUUCAGCCAGAGCACUUACCUCAUUCAGCAUCAGAGGACUCAUUCAGCAGAGAAGCCUUUUGGAUGCAAUGAUUGUGGAAAAGCCUUCAGAUACCGUUCUGCUCUCAACAAACAUCAGAGACUGCACCCUGGCAUAUGACUCUUCUAGGAUCACCCUAAACGUAGGGGAUGCAUUUAUUCGGGGAUGCAUUUACUCUGGUUUGUCCUUUUGUUCAACACAGAAGAAUCAGGGUGGAUUGAGAAACUGCCGAAAAUACUUUUACUUUUCGCUGUUGUGCUGUGGAAUUGAAAGUGCAUUGGACUGAAAUAAUCCGAUUAUGUUGUUACGCAAUUUUGUGACAUUGGCAAAUUCAGCCAUUUUAAGCUUCAGUUUCCUCUGUGAACUGAGGGAUUUGGAAUAGGUCAUUUCGGAGGUCAUUUAGAGUUUUAUAUUCAGUUUUGUAUGUUCACAAUAUAUUCUUGAAUAGGAUUAUUACCCAUCAGCAUUUUGCUGUGUUGCAUCUAGAGUAUAUGUAUUUAUGCAUGUUUUGCUAAUAGAAAGCAUUUAUGUUUCAGCAAGUAGACUGGAGGUCUGUUGUACUCCUGUUCUAACACAUUCAAGUUCUUUAAGUACCUGGUUCCUAAUAAAAAGAAUUGUAAAAUACUCUCAAAUUAACAAUUCAGGAGCAUAUAAUGGCUCAUUAAGUCAGUACAGGUAUUAAAUCUUCCUAUUAUUUUCUGUUCUGGUAUGUUUUAACAUUCUAGAAGUUUAUCACAACUAUAUAGACCCUCUACUACAGCUUACACCUGUGCUGUUUAACCCUAGUUACAUGGUGAAAUCACUUAAGUAACUUUUUAUAAAAUUCUGUUGCCAAGACUCCAUCCCCAGUGACUGAUUGGCCUAGGGAGUAGGGUCCAGGCUUCAGUAUCGUUUUUAAACUCCUAAUAUGUACCCUGGUAAAAACAACUGGAUUAGACUUCAGUACUCACUCCCUUAGUACCUCCUUGUAGCUACUCCUAGAAGCUCACAGGUAGCUAUUGCAUACACAUAAUGUAACUUUGACUGUUAGUUUGUUUUGUAAAUUGAAUUCUCAAACUUAGAGAGGUAAGGUCAAUUUGUUUCCUUACCAAAGUGCAGAAAUUAAAUGGCUGUAUAAAAUAAUGGUCAUUUUAUUUGCUUUUCCUUGGCCACCUGAUACCAUAAGCAGAUGACAGUGAGUGAUACUCCUGAAGAUGGGUGGCCCAUUGAUUGCAUGGCCAUUUGUGACAACCCUGGUCAAAAUAACAUUUGAGCCAGAAAGAAAUGUGAAUCUAGCCAUAAAGAGAUUGGCCCUCAUAUUUUCUCCAGAUACAGUCUGAUUACGUGGUCAGCUUUUUUAGGAGCAAUUGACAAUUUCCUAGCCUGGCCUUGAGAAUGGGGAGCUCUGAGAACAAAAGGUAGCACUGAAAUUGAUUAUUAUUUAUAUAAAGGGGUUCCAGACUCUUCCCACAAAGGAGGUUUGGGGGAGAGACUGCUGUAGCUCACUUCAAGUGAAAAAAAAUCCAGUUAUUUUUGCUUAUAUAAUGCCAGUGAGCUGCAUCAGAUUUUUGUCACUUCCUUAAAUGAAGAUGCUAGGCAGUGAAGAACAGAAUUCAGGAAAUAAAGUAGCCAUUUAAAUCACAGGACUUUUUUCUGUUGUUGUUUUGAAACAUCCUUGAAGAAAUGUCAUCUUGGUAUUUCUUAAUUUCUCAAGGCUUCCCUUAUGUAGGGAUUUUAUUUAUUCCACAGCAGAGAGGUAGACAGACACUGGCAGAGAGGAAUGGAUCUUAGGUUAUAGGAUACACUUUGGUUGGAAUCUGAGCCACUCCCACAGCAUGAGGAAAUGAAGUUUCUAUAUCCAGGUGAAGGGUCCUCCUGUUUCUUUUUUUUUUUUUUUUUGGUCCUCCUGUUUCAAAGGAGAUCCCAAAAUAGAAAAUACCAGAGUUUGUCUGGAAUGAACAAGAAGACUCUUGUUCUUUUACCACACUGAUUCCCAUAUGAGGGAACAGAAUUUAUUUGGGAAUUUCUCACUAACCUUGGAAGAUUUUACUUUGUUCCUUUAAUUUGAUCUCUUCAUAGAUAAGGGUCAGAUCAAACCCAGAACACUAGGAAUGUGUGAUCACUGCCUAACUUAAUUCUUCUUUUAUUAAAAACAAAUCUGAUCUUU